Dovyalis caffra is the source of this 4812-nucleotide messenger RNA. Lineage: Eukaryota; Viridiplantae; Streptophyta; Magnoliopsida; Malpighiales; Salicaceae. The record is from the annotation of a GenBank genome assembly.
AUGGCUUCCGACUCCUCUCCUGGCCGCAACAAUAACGGUCCAUCAUCACCGGAUGAGUUUGCAUCAAGUCCAGUCGGCAACACAUACUCUUCUCCGGGCACAAGAACCCGGCGCAGACGCCGAUCCACCACACCGCUCCCUUACAACACACCACCAACCAACCAGUCACGCUUCGCCACCUCAGAAACAACCCCAACCACAACCCCUCACCGCACGCGCCACCACGUUUCAACUCCAUCGUCAGAUGGCGGUCCGCCACUCUCAUCCGAUGCCGGGGAUGACAUCGAUGAGGCCACACCGACGUUUGUGUGGGGGACGAAUAUUAGUGUGCAGGAUGUGAAGGCUGCAAUUCAGAUGUUUUUGAAGCAUUUUAGGGAUGGGCAGAGUCAAGGGAGUGAGAUUUAUGACGAAGGGAAGUAUAUGAAAGGGAUACAUAAGGUGUUGGAGAUGGAAGGGGAGUGGCUUGAUGUGGAUGCACAUGAUGUGUUUGAUUAUGAUGGUGAAUUGUAUGGGAAAAUGGUUAGGUAUCCGCUUGAGGUUUUGGCGAUUUUCGAUAUUGUUUUGAUGGAUAUUGUUAGUUUGAUUCAGCCAUUGUUUGAAAAACAUGUGCAAGUUAGGAUUUUUAACCUAAAGGGUUCAACUACUAUGCGAAAUCUCAACCCUGCUGAUAUUGAGAAGAUGGUUUCAUUGAAGGGAAUGAUUAUUCGGUGCAGUUCAAUAAUACCGGAGAUUAGGGAAGCUGUAUUUAAAUGCCUUGUGUGUGGGUACUUCUCUGACCCGGUUGUUGUGGAUAGAGGACGGAUAAGCGAACCUACAACAUGUCUAAAGCAAGAGUGUCUUGCUAAGAAUUCCAUGUCACUAGUUCACAACCGGUGCAGGUUUGCUGAUAAGCAGAUUGUGAGACUCCAGGAGACACCUGAUGAGAUCCCUGAAGGAGGAACGCCGCACACAGUGAGCUUGUUGAUGCAUGACAAGUUGGUGGAUACUGGAAAGCCAGGUGAUAGAAUUGAGGUUACUGGGAUUUAUAGGGCCAUGAGUGUGAGAAUUGGGCCAACACAGCGAACUGUUAAAUCAUUAUUCAAGACUUACAUAGACUGUCUUCAUAUAAAGAAAACCGACAAGUCAAGAAUGCUGUCAGAGGAUCCCAUGGAAGUUGAUAAUGGUGAUGGUUCACGUGGGAUCGAGGAAGGUUUCCAAUUUGAUGAAGGGAAGAUAGAGCAAUUGAAAGAGCUAUCAAGAAAGCCAGAUAUAUAUGACAGACUGACCAGAUCCUUGGCACCAAACAUCUGGGAGCUUGAUGAUGUGAAAAGAGGUCUUCUUUGCCAGCUCUUUGGAGGGAAUACCUUGAAAUUGCUAUCUGGUGCUAGCUUCCGUGGUGAUAUAAAUAUCCUGCUUGUUGGUGAUCCUGGAACAAGCAAGUCUCAGCUGCUUCAAUACAUACACAAGCUAUCUCCCCGUGGCAUUUACACCAGUGGAAGGGGAAGCUCUGCUGUUGGUUUGACUGCUUACGUCAGCAAAGAUCCUGAAACAGGGGAAACAGUUCUGGAGAGUGGAGCACUUGUUUUAAGUGACCGGGGCAUCUGUUGUAUUGAUGAAUUUGACAAAAUGUCUGAAAAUGCAAGGAGCAUGUUACAUGAGGUGAUGGAACAGCAAACCGUCUCCAUUGCAAAGGCUGGAAUUAUUGCUUCCCUUAAUGCCAGAACUUCAGUAUUGGCUUGUGCAAAUCCUAUUGGUUCGCGUUAUAAUCCUCGGGUCUCUGUGAUUGACAAUAUACACCUUCCUCCCACCUUGUUGUCCAGGUUUGAUUUGAUUUACUUAAUUCUUGACAAGGCCGAUGAACAGACAGACAGGCACCUUGCCAAGCAUAUAGUUUCUUUGCACUUCGAGAAUCCUGAGAGUGCAGUGCAUGAUGUCUUAGACAUUGCUACAUUAACUGCAUAUGUGAGCUAUGCUCGGAAGCAUAUUCACCCACAGUUAUCUGAUGAAGCUGCCGAAGAGUUGACUCGAGGAUACGUUGAGAUGAGGAGGAGAGGAAAUUUCCCAGGCAGUAGCAAAAAGGUGAUAACAGCAACGCCUAGGCAGAUGGAAAGUCUGAUACGCCUUAGUGAAGCUCUGGCUCGGAUUCGUUUCUCGGAUUUGGUUCAGAAGCAUGAUGUGACAGAGGCCUUUCGGCUCCUGGAAGUUGCAAUGCAACAAUCAGCAACAGAUCACUCCACUGGAACUAUCGACAUGGAUCUCAUUACUACUGGAGUUUCAGCUAGUGAAAGGAUGAGAAGAGAGAAUCUUGCGUCAGCUGCUCGUAACAUAAUUAUGGAGAAGAUGCAGCUCGAAGGACCCUCAAUGCGCUUGUUAGAGAGAGAAAUCGAAUCCAGGAGAGGUGAGGAAAGGAAAUGGCGGAGGCAAGAGCAGGAGGAGGAUGCUGUCCGCCGAUGGAUCUAUUCAGGUCAGAAGCGAUGCAGUUGGUGCAGCUUAUUAUCCCUAUCGAAUCUGCUCAUCACACUGUCUCUUAUCUCGGCGACCUCGGUCUCCUCCAAUUCAAAGACGUCUAUCAAAAAAUUUGGAGAGAUGGCACGGAAGCUACGGUUUUUCAAGGAGCAAAUGGAGAAGGCUGGUGUUACACCUUCGACUAAGCCUGUGACACAAGCUGAGAUUGAUGUGGAUGACCUAGAGGUAAAACUCGGGGAACUUGAGGCAGAGCUGGUUGAAAUGAAUGCAAAUAGUGAAAAACUACAGCGCUCUUAUAAUGAGCUUGUGGAAUAUAAGCUUGUCCUCAACAAGGCUGGUGAGAUUUUCUCUUCUGCCCUUAGCAGUGCAACUGCUCAGCAAAAGGAAAUGGAAUCCCAACAGGCCGGUGAAGAAUCACUAGAUACUCCUUUAUUACAGGACAAAGAAAUAUCAAUUGAGUCAUCAAAACAAGUAAAGUUGGGGUUUAUCACUGGCCUUGUUCCCAAAGAAAAGUCCAUGCCAUUUGAAAGAAUUAUAUUUCGUGCUACCAGAGGCAAUGUGUACAUUAGGCAGGCUGCUGUUGAAGAACCUGUUGUUGAUCCUGUUUCUGGAGAGAAGGUUGAGAAGAAUGUAUUUGUUGUCUUUUAUUCGGGAGAAAAAGCGAAGACCAAAAUACUAAAAAUAUGUGAAGCUUUUGGUGCAAAUCGUUACUCUUUCACUGAGGAUUUUGGAAAACAAGUUCAAAUGAUCUCUGAAGUUUCAGGAAGAAUCUCUGAGAUUAAGACCGCUAUAGAUGCAGGAUUGUUUCACAGGAGUAAUUUGUUGCGGACUAUUGGUGAUCAAUUUGUGCCGUGGAACACUUUGGUGAGGAAGGAAAAAUCCAUCUACCACACAUUGAACAUGCUCAGCCUUGAUGUGACCAAGAAGUGUCUUGUUGCUGAAGGGUGGAGUCCAGUUUUUGCUGCAAAGCAGAUCCAGGAUGCAUUGCACCGAGCUGCAUUUGAUUCCAACUCACAAGUUGAAACAAUCUUCCAGAUUCUGCAUACGACAGAGUUACCACCUACAUAUUUUCGUACAAACAAGUUUACUUCUGCUUUUCAAGAUAUUGUUGAUGCUUAUGGGGUGGCUAAGUAUCAAGAAGCAAAUCCUGGUGUGUACACUAUUGUUACAUUCCCAUUUCUUUUUGCCGUCAUGUUUGGUGAUUGGGGACAUGGAAUUUGCUUGUUGCUGGCAACAUUAGUCUUCAUAAUCAGGGAAAAGAAACUUUCUGGCCAGAAACUUGGAGAUAUCACUGAAAUGACCUUUGGUGGUCGUUAUGUUAUCCUGAUGAUGGCACUCUUCUCAAUUUACACUGGUUUUAUCUAUAAUGAAUUCUUCUCAGUCCCCUUUGAACUAUUUGCCCCAUCAGCAUAUGCAUGCCGUGAUAUCUCUUGCAGGGAUGCUACCACUGAUGGUUUGAUAAAGGUGCGCCCCACUUACCCAUUUGGUGUAGAUCCUGUGUGGCAUGGCACCCGCAGUGAACUGCCUUUUCUCAACUCUCUGAAGAUGAAAAUGUCAAUCCUUCUGGGGGUUGCUCAAAUGAACCUUGGAAUCAUAUUGAGUUAUUUCAAUGCAACAUACUUUAAAAACAGCUUGAAUAUCUGGUUCCAAUUUAUCCCCCAAAUCAUUUUCCUAAACAGCUUGUUUGGCUAUUUAUCACUCCUUAUCAUUGUGAAGUGGUGGACUGGUUCACAAGCUGACUUAUACCAUACAAUGAUAUACAUGUUCCUGAGUCCAACAGACGAGUUAGGGGAAAAUCAGCUUUUUCCGGGGCAACAGACUGCUCAGCUCGUGCUAUUAUUAUUGGCCCUUGUUUCGGUACCAUGGAUGCUGCUUCCAAAGCCUUUCCUUUUGAAGAGGCAACACAAAGCUAGGCACCAAGGUGAAUCGUACGUGCCACUACAGAGCACUGAGGAGUCUCUUCAAUUGGAGGCGAACCAUGAUUCACAUGGACAUGAGGAAUUUGAAUUCAGUGAAGUUUUUGUACAUCAGCUUAUACAUACCAUUGAGUUUGUACUUGGAGCAAUCUCAAACACAGCUUCAUACCUUCGUUUAUGGGCCCUCAGUCUUGCGCAUUCGGAGUUGUCUAGUGUCUUCUAUGAGAAGGUCCUCCUCCUCGCUUGGGGGUACAACAUUGUUGCCCGUCUUGUCGGCAUCAUCGUCUUUAUUUUUGCGACUGUUGGCGUACUGCUGGUGAUGGAAACUCUUAGUGCUUUCUUACAUGCCUUGCGUCUUCACUGGGUGGAAUUCCAAAACAAAUUCUACGAGGGAGAUGGUUAUAAGUUUUAUCCCUUUUCAUUUGCAUCAGUAAAUGAUGAGGAUGAAUGA